AUGGCGUCUUUCUUGAGGACAGCUGGGCGCGUGAGGACGGCAGUUCCGCACUGUAGUGUGGGUAUUACUUCUCGGGCGCCGAUUGUGGCUCGCCAGAGACGACAUGCUUCUGCGGCAGCGGCCGCCGUUGCAGACAACGGAGAGCAGCCUUUCUUCCCCGACGAGCCCAGAUUGCCUAUUGUGAACACGGAGAUUCCUGGUCCGAACAGCAGAAGAGAAAUCAAGAGGCUGAGCAAGGUUUUUGAUACAAGAAGCUUGAAUAUGAUGGCGGAUUACUCACAGAGUUAUGGAAAUUACAUUGCGGAUCUUGACGGCAACGUACUUCUGGAUGUAUACGCACAAAUUGCAUCUAUCCCCGUAGGCUACAACAACCCAUCCCUCCUGCUCGCCGCCACCUCCCCCGAGAUGGCGUCCGCCAUCAUCAACCGCCCAGCCCUCGGGAAACUUCCCGCAGCACGACUGGGCCGAGAUCCUAGAAACUGGUGUCUUAACCGUCGCCCCCAAAGGCCUCAAUCAAGCGGCGACAACCACGCCACCCCUACCUUCUUCCGCGGCCUACGCCAGCUCACCAAGAAACAUGACGUAAUGUUCAUCGUCGACGAAGUGCAAACCGGCGUCGGUGCAACCGGCAAAUUCUGGGCCCAUGAACACUGGGGUCUAGACACUCCACCGGACAUGGUCACCUUUUCCAAGAAAGCGCAAACCGCCGGAUAUUAUUUCGGAAACGACGCCCUCCGCCCUAACAAACCGUAUCGUCAAUUCAACACUUGGAUGGGUGAUCCCGCUCGCGCUAUCCUCUUCCGCAGCAUCAUCCAGGAAAUCGAGCGCCUCGAUCUUGUCGCUAACACCGCUGCCACGGGCGAUUAUUUGUUCGCGGGCUUGGAACGCUUGAGUGAGAGGUUUCCCGGUGAGAUUAUGAACCUCAGGGGCAAGGGCCAGGGCACGUUUAUUGCGUUUGAUAGUGGGAGGAGGGAUGAGGUGCUCAGGAAGGCAAAGGGUAAAGGAGUUAAUAUUGGUGGGUCUGGGGAGAGGGCGGUGCGGUUGAGGCCGAUGCUUAUUUUCCAGAGGAGACAUGCGGAUUUGUUGUUGGAGAGGUUAGAGAGGGUGUUUUUGGAGUAGAGUGGUUGUAGGUCGUAUAUGAGCGAGGAUCAUGAGUGGAGUUUAGUUUGCGGUAAGGCGUUUACGGAUGUGGAGAGUUUGGAUAAUUACACGUUCAGCCGGAUGAAUCUACCUAAGUUCUGUUAGGUGACGAUAUCAAA
This is a messenger RNA of Pyrenophora tritici-repentis Pt-1C-BFP, 1259 nucleotides long. The record is from RefSeq and is a predicted model, not a curated record. Lineage: Eukaryota; Fungi; Ascomycota; Dothideomycetes; Pleosporales; Pleosporaceae.